Emericellopsis atlantica is the source of this 1903-nucleotide messenger RNA. RefSeq lists its product as uncharacterized. The transcript has a single exon. The record is from RefSeq and is a predicted model, not a curated record. Lineage: Eukaryota; Fungi; Ascomycota; Sordariomycetes; Hypocreales; Bionectriaceae. The coding region runs from base 193 to 1704 and encodes 503 amino acids.
CAAGACACCAAUCUUCCUCUGCUUUUCUGUCCUGCAAUACCACGCAUGGUCUUCGUGUACUGCAAGACAGCAUAGCACGGGCAUAUACAUGCCUGGAACGGUCCACUUGCGCACCGAGUAGCGAGACGCCCCUGCUAGCCAGGUACUGAGAACCUGCGAAGCAACGCACAUAUAUCGUUGGCAAGGUUCACCAUGGAACCCUCCGCUGCCUCUGUUCCUUCCUCCCGUCGACUUUCGCCGGCUCGAAAAUCAAAUGCUUCACAUCACCAGCGCUCGAUAUCGGACAAUGCCUCUCUGCAGGGCCAGGUGGUGACCAACCGUCAGGGUGCCUUUCCCUUCUCGUUCAUCCGCUCGUUCCAAACGAACCCAUCGUCCACGACUCUCGUACACUCCGUUGCCGAGGGCAAGGCCAUUCCCGUGGACAAUUCGACGGCCGAGAACCGGACGUCUGCGCUCAGGGAGCUCAACAAUAACUAUCCCAGCCGCCACCGCUACGAGCGUUCAACAGGUGCGCGAAGCACAACCUACUCCGAACCUGUCAUUGUCCGGAGUUACUACGCACCCCAGAACAACAAACCGAUAAGCACUUCUCGUAGAGGUGUCGUUGUCCACGGAGGCCCGGGCACAGUCUCACAGAGUGGGGAAUCCGCUACUGCUCGCGGCCGUAGCAUGCCCUUUGCGAGCUCCGUAACGACCGCCAGAAACGGAAUGCUUUCCAAACUAGCCCGAGGCGCCGGGGGGAAAGGAAAUGGACCUAGUCCCGCGGACGAGACCAAGCUGCCCCCCAUCGAGGCUUUCACCUUUAAAGGUUUCAUGGCCAACAUGGACACGCAGGAGGCUGGGAGUGAUAUCAAUGCUGACCUUGACCGCAUCGCAGAAAUCUGUGCGAAAUCCAGAUACUCGCUGAGCAAUCAGUACGAAGUGCAUUACCAUCCUCACGGCUCUGGCUCGACCUUUGUGGGCUCGCCAAACGGCAACGAUGGGCAGGGACCGACGUUGCAAGUGAUCACAUCUGAUGACGAUCGAAGUUCGAGACGUUCUCGAAAGAGACGGAAUGGAGCUAGGCGGAGCAGUCGGGCCAUGGGCACAUUGGAGACCAUCAUGUCCUCGAGCCGGUCCUCGGACGAAGACAAGUCUAAGAAGAACAAAUCGGCAGCCGAACUCGCCCGCGAGGUGCGCGGCAGAGCUAUCGAGCGAGGUUCAGGGCGUGCGUCACCUGUCUCAGCACGCAGCACCACGACAGACGACGACCAAAGUCCGAUGGCACCAAAGACUCCACAGGGUAGGAGGUCAGCAUCCCUCGCGCUCAUCGACAGCUCCAUCAAUGUGCAGUCAAACGUCGACACGACAUCACCCCGCAACUCGAGCAGUGCGCUGCUCAGCGAGCCAGCUCAUCCAAAAGCCUCGACGAGCCAACUGGAGAUCCGCACAGUCCCCGAGAGGGAACAGAACAAGGAGAAUAUUCCUCCGCCCCCCGCGAACACUGUGUCACAAGUCUAUCGAAACUCGGCGAAAAGGGCACCGUUACCGGCUGAGCAGCCCGGGACACCCCAGGGCUUCAUCUCCGCGUUGACCGGUUGGAUGCCGUGGCGCGCGGGAGAGACUGCUGCCCCCAAGGCCGCCGGGCGAGCAGAGGGCAGUCUUCGCGAGCUUUUGCGCUCGACGGAUACGAAAGGGAAAGGUGUGCAGAGGGGUGCUAGCUGAGCUUCUGAAGAAGGACGACCUUAUGACGACUUAUGAUAUUUAUGAGAAACGACACUGGGCACGAACAAGCCCAAGUAGUGGCCAGCAUUGUAUAUACAUCUAGUGUUGGUAGACAGCACUUGAAGAAAUGACCAAACAUGACUGCGUCUGGAAAUGGCAUUGUGUGCACCAUGACUCUUACCGAGAGGAUUAUUGCCCC